Molecule: messenger RNA, 2878 nt
Organism: Anarrhichthys ocellatus (wolf-eel)
Lineage: Eukaryota; Metazoa; Chordata; Actinopteri; Perciformes; Anarhichadidae
Gene: arf3a
Product: ADP-ribosylation factor 3a
Exons: 5
Coding region: 131-676 (181 amino acids)
Molecular function (GO): GTP binding; GTPase activity
Source: RefSeq, a predicted model, not a curated record
GCGAGAAUACGCAUUGUCACAGCCGUUGCUCAUCGCGAGACUAUCAUCCAGUCUCUCUGCCUGAUUCCAGCUGGUAGCCUGCCCGCCGUUGACGGUUCUGUUGCAGUUGAGGUGAGAGCCACCAGUCAUCAUGGGGAACAUCUUUGGCAACCUGUUGAAGAGCCUGAUAGGCAAGAAGGAGAUGAGGAUUCUCAUGGUGGGGCUGGACGCUGCUGGGAAAACCACCAUCCUCUACAAGCUGAAGCUGGGGGAGAUUGUUACCACCAUCCCCACAAUCGGUUUUAAUGUAGAGACGGUGGAGUACAAGAACAUCAGCUUCACCGUGUGGGAUGUGGGUGGCCAGGACAAGAUCCGUCCCCUGUGGAGGCACUACUUCCAGAACACCCAGGGUUUGAUCUUCGUGGUGGACAGCAACGAUCGUGAGCGGGUGAACGAAGCUCGGGAGGAACUGAUGAGGAUGCUGGCUGAGGACGAGCUGCGGGAGGCCGUUCUUCUCGUCUUUGCCAACAAACAGGACUUGCCCAAUGCCAUGAAUGCUGCAGAGCUCACAGACAAGCUGGGCCUGCACUCCCUACGCCACCGCAACUGGUACAUUCAGGCCACCUGCGCCACCAGUGGAGACGGUCUCUACGAGGGACUGGACUGGCUGGCCAAUCAGCUGAAGAACAAAAAGUGAAGAGUCCGGUCAACAGAGUGGGGAAGAGCCUGGGUGCCAGCUCCAGGUAGUGGUUAUCGUAGAUCCAUUGUGUUUACAUGGAGAGGCAGUGCUGAAAAGCUCCCAAGGGGAGACUCUCAAUCACUUUCCCCUCCUCCCCCCCAAAACAAAAUACUCGUUUCAAUUUCCUUUAUUUUGAAUAAUUUGUUUGGAUCUGCGGUGAGCGUUUUUAAAUAUUUACAAACCAAUGGUGUCGAAGUUAACCCAAAUGACUUACAUUCUACAUGCAGAAUACAUACAUAUUGGGAUGUAAUAGUAUAAUGUUACUGUAAAGGCAUAUGUAUUUCCCCUACUUUGCAGUCUCUUUAACCUUUGACCUACAUCACCUUUAAUUUGUUCAGAAAUGUGAUGAUGUAGACUCACAAUGGCUACUUUAAACCUAAUGUAAAUGAUAAAGAAUGUCCUAAUAGUAUAGUGGGAGUACUAUUACUAUCUCAGAAUAAUAUCACUUUGUUAAAAAAACGUAUACUCAUACAGGCACAGAUAAAUGCGAAGUUGUCCUUUUCUGUUCAUUCUUCUGUUUUAACACCAAAUCAUGCGCUUCAGACCUAAAAAUGUGCAAAGAAUUUUUUUAAAUUUAUUUUAGAUUUAAUGAAAAUGUGAAUUCUACUUAUUUUAUUAAACACAAAACCAGAUGACAUACACUUAGUCUUAAACAAUUUGUAUUUUUGUCAACAUGUAUUUAUUUAUUCUUUGGUUUGUUAAUUGGUUUUAUUUUAUUGUUAUUUAUGUGUAUGCAUCAAAUGGUUCUUUUCCCUUUAUUGCAAUGUGUAUUUACUGCUGAGGCAGCUGGUGAAGAAAGGUGCCCUGUUAUCAGUGUAUAUUACCCCUCUUCCCAAUCUGCAUGGAGACGUCCCACUCCUGGCUCACGGGCUCGUUCGAGCUGUGAACUACUGCAGGUCGCUGCUGUAAAUAAAGAUUUGUUCUUCGUCGACUUGCCUGGCUCAAUAAGGGUUAAAACAUUUUGUCUGGCGCCAGCGAGAUGUAACAGCUGAACUGAUACAGAUGACAGAACAGGGACACUGUACCAGCUCCGUGGCUUUGGAAAUAAAAUGUGGAGAUCGAUGCAGCAGAGCAUGUGAUUGGCAAUAUCAGAGAGCUGACAUGAUUUUCGAAUGUUCAUUCUUUAAGUCAGUUUGUGCGAGCAGCUGCACUAUAUCCGUCAAAAGAACUCACAUUGCUUGUCAUCCUGAUUUAUUCCUCCCUAAUUGGCAUAAUACACGUGUCACUGUGCAUUAUGUUGCAAAAAAUAUCCAGAUGCAUUAUAGUUGUACAAAAUGUAAUGUCUGUUUUUUUCUUGUAUUUUUGAAUGGAGUAUUUAUUUAUUGUGGACCAAAAGGCAAGUGCUUUUAGUGUUGUUUUUCUUAAUUUGCUAACUAGGUCAGUUGUCUUUUUGAGUGUUCACACAUAUCACACAAAAAAUGAAAAAAUAGGAGAGUGGAUGACAGUAAUACUGCAUCAUAAGGCAUGUUAAUACUGUACAAGAUCUGUAAUAAAAGUGAAUUAUAAUAGCCUGUUUCCUCAGACUAUAUUUGUCAGUUCAAAUUACUGCUGCUGGUUGGAACAAUGCUGUAAUAAUAAAUGUUUACCGAAAAACCUUCUAAUAUGCAAAAGCAUGCUUUUCUAUGUGGGCGCAGCUGUAUAUAUGUUUACGUAACAAGAAAAGUACCGUGUUAUUCGCGAUCAAAUUGUAAGUGUUGUUGAUACACCUGUAGAUAUUGGGGUCAGUGUGGUGGCAGACAUGUAGAACUGACAGCAGCUUGUGUGUGUGAUGUGCCCUCUAUUGCGUUGUUUUUGUGGCCUUAUAUUGCCAGUGGUUUGUUUCUCUUUGAUAACAGGUUUGUAUAUCGGGAUGUCCAACAUUCAAGUAUCUCACCGAUGAUCUCUAACACCGAUGCACUCACAGUACCGUUGUGGCUGAACAUCCUUCAUUCAGUGACUAUUGGCAGAUUAACUUGAAAAAUGUAGAAAAGCAAGACUGCAGAACAUUCCAACGGGUAAAGUUUAUUUAAAAAAGAAACAAUCUGAACGUAGAUUUAUUUAAUUUAGUGGGAUAUUAUCAAGAGGAGAAAAAUAAAAACAACACAAACUGGUGCAAAAGUCUUGAAUGAUUUGAUGAUUCAUGACACUUUGUCGAACGAUCAAUAAAAACACCAAAACUAA